AUGGAUACUGUCAAGGAUAAUUGGCAGUACGAGAUGGAUAAAGGAAAUGAUAGAAGAGUUGUUAGUCAAAUAGUCUCGUAUAACUUAAGAGGGGCGGGGGAGGCUUUUACCAAAUAUUCCAAGAAAUAUGAAACUGAGGAAGGGAAGAAAGAUAUUGAAACUCAGCUUCAGAAAUUGAAAAAGUAUGCAACUGUCAUUCGUGUUCUGGCUCAUACUCAGAUAAGGAAGUUGAAGGGUCUGAAACAGAAGAAAGCACAUUUGAUGGAGAUCCAAGUUAAUGGUGGGACAGUUGAGCAGAAGGUGGACUAUGCAUUCAGCUUCUUCGAAAAGCAAAUUCCGGUGGAUGCUGUUUUCCAGAAGGAUGAGAUGAUAGAUGUCAUUGGAGUGACUAAGGGUAAAGGUUAUGAAGGUGUUGUAACUCGUUGGGGUGUUACUCGUCUUCCUCGCAAGACUCACAGAGGUCUAAGGAAGGUUGCUUGUAUUGGUGCCUGGCACCCUGCUCGUGUUUCUUUCACAGUUGCCAGGGCUGGUCAGAAUGGAUAUCAUCAUCGUACCGAGUUGAAUAAAAAGAUCUAUAAGGUUGCCAAGGCAGGUGAAGAGUCACAUACAGCCAUAACUGAAUUUGACAGGACCGAGAAGGAUAUUACUCCUAUGGGUGGAUUCCCUCAUUACGGCGUGGUUAAGGAUGACUAUAUUAUGGUGAAGGGGUGCUGUGUUGGACCCAAGAAGCGAGUUCUCACACUCCGUCAGUCCCUUCUCAAGCAGACAUCUCGAGUGGCUCUUGAAGAGAUCAAGCUCAAGUUCAUCGACACCUCAUCCAAGUUUGGACAUGGCCGCUUCCAGACAACUCAGGAGAAACAAAAGUUCUUUGGUCGGUUGAAGGCGUAAUUUUUUAUUUUUAUUUUUUCACUUCAUUCAAGAGAACUAUUUUGGUCAUAAUUUUUGCAGCAAAACAAUACAUCUAGAGGUCUUUUUAUUUUAGAGUCGGAGGAUGGUUGCACUUGCAAUACAUUUCUCACUGAGAAAGUAUUGUACUUCUGUUGUUUUCAAGAUUGAAAUAUAGUAUUUUUCCUGUUUUAUUGUAUUUGAUCAGCUAAAAUUCUUGGUGGUUUAGGCAAUUUGCCGUCAUUUUCUUUUCUA
This is a messenger RNA of Cajanus cajan (pigeon pea), 1140 nucleotides long. Lineage: Eukaryota; Viridiplantae; Streptophyta; Magnoliopsida; Fabales; Fabaceae. The record is from RefSeq and is a predicted model, not a curated record.